CGACUUUAUAAGCUCGGGGAGCCGUUCUCUGAGCCAGACUGUCCGGCGAGAUGCUACCUUGGAGAAGAAGUAAGUUCGUGCUCGUAGGCGAUGAGGACAAAGGGAAGCAGAAAAGCCUUGCCUCUGGCUUCUUGUACAACUCUCUUAUCUCAUCUUUUGUGCGCUCAUGUCCGGAUUUGCUGCCAGACUACCCGCUAGAGCGCCUGGGCAGUGUCUUUAGAAGCAAGCGGCACAAAGUGGAGAUCAAUAAGGAUGACCCGACCUACACUGUUCGCUAUCUGGGCAACGCCGUGACCCUGAUGGCCAAGGGUGAGGGCUGUACAGACGAGGCGGUUUGCAAGAUCUGGGUGAAAAGCGAGUACGGCGGCCAGAGCAGCAAGAUGAAACUGACCCUAGGUCCGCAAGGCAUUCGCAUGAGCCCGUCAGACUCGAGCUCAAAGAAGGCCGGUCACUUCUACCUUUUGCACCGUAUCACGUAUUGUGCCGCCGAUCCACGCAGACCCAAAAUCUUCGCCUGGGUGUAUCGGCAUCAAGUCAAAAACAAGGCGGUGGUGUUACGCUGCCACGCCGUGCUGCUGUCCAGGGCGGACAAAGCUCGAGACAUGGCUAACACUCUCUACCAGACAUCUACGGCGGCCUUUAACGAGUUUAAGCGACUCAAGAGGCAAAACGACUUCCGACGCAGGCAACAGCAACUCUUGGGAGAAGACAUCGUGCCAUUGGAACCUCUCCGGAAACUUCUGAAAAGCCAGUGCUCUUACCGACCGCCGGCGGAGAGAAGCCGAGGGGCAGCUAGACUUAGCGCCAUAGCCGAGGAAGAGGAGGAGGACGAGGAAGAGAAGCGGGACGAAGCGACUCUCGUGCUGCGAGAGCUGGAUAUUUGCCCCUGCUGUCGUAAGAAAGAAGGCGAGCUACACAAAAUAGUGUCCGAACUGAAGGAGUGCACCCUGAGCAGCAAUCUGAGCAGUGUGGAGAGACACCACAGUGUGAGCAAACGGCGGUGAGAACGAGGGGAGGACAGUGAGACCCUGGACAAAGGGCUGCUAGGAUCUUCAAAACCAGGGGCAUAAUGCUGUCACUGAGCUGCUACAGACAGCAGGAGAUGAGACUCAGAGCUGUCAGUGACUGCAGGACAUGAGACACAGUGAAGCCCACUGAUAGCACUGUCUGAUGCUUGGAGCUUCCAGUGACACAAUCAAAAUGCUGCCAAGGGUCUGUGGGACCCAAAGCACAGAGCUGCUGCUGCUGAUUGAGAGAAGACACUUAUAAUUACCAGUCUUGAUACCCAGAGCUUCCAUUUUCCUUGGGAAAAGAACAUGUUUAGCUAGACAAAAAAAAAAAUAUCUGCAAACUUUAAAUGGACAUGGAAAAGAGACAUAAAGCUUUGAGAGCAGAAAAUCUGGAAAGGAGAACAGAGCUGCUUGUGAUAGAUUAACUUUGGGUAUAGGGUUGUCAUCAAGUGUGAUUGUUGGACAUAGAACUACAAAAGAGAUGAGGAGCUGCUGGUAUCAAUCGGGUAUGAAACAUGGCGACUACUGCCAGCUGGGCACGUAACACAGAGCUGCUGUCACUUAGGUCUCAGCCGCUAGCAUCAUGUGUAAAGAAAUGAAACUGCCCGUAACAUAAUAAAAACUGUUUGGGAGGCAUUUGGAAAAUCAAAAGUAAAAUCUAUUAGUACAGUA
This is a messenger RNA of Polypterus senegalus (gray bichir), 1682 nucleotides long. RefSeq names its product family with sequence similarity 43 member B (gene fam43b). The record is from RefSeq and is a predicted model, not a curated record. The transcript has a single exon. The coding region runs from base 51 to 1004 and encodes 317 amino acids. Lineage: Eukaryota; Metazoa; Chordata; Cladistia; Polypteriformes; Polypteridae.